This is a messenger RNA of Metarhizium album ARSEF 1941, 2283 nucleotides long. RefSeq names its product Threonyl-tRNA synthetase, class IIa. Gene Ontology annotation, biological process: threonyl-tRNA aminoacylation. The coding region runs from base 1 to 2283 and encodes 760 amino acids. The transcript has a single exon. The record is from RefSeq and is a predicted model, not a curated record. Lineage: Eukaryota; Fungi; Ascomycota; Sordariomycetes; Hypocreales; Clavicipitaceae. Gene Ontology annotation, molecular function: ATP binding; threonine-tRNA ligase activity. Gene Ontology annotation, cellular component: cytoplasm.
AUGGCUUCCUUGGCCGCUUCCGCACCAACCAACAUUCCCGUCAGGGAUGGUCCCCCGUCACAAUCUGACGGUCAGCUACCCAGCUUCAUCGUCGAGAGAAACCAGCUAUUCGAAGAACUGAAGAAGAAACACGACGAUACCGUAGCCUCGAAGCCUCGGAAUCCAAUCACUGUGUCGCUCACAGCUGGCCCGGACAAUAUCACUGAAGUCUCUGCUACCGCUUGGGAGACCACACCGGGUCAACUGUUGAAGCACGUUGCCAAGGUCAUCGCUUCCGAGGCAGUCGUCGCCAAGGUCAAUGGCGAGGUCUGGGAUCUGACCCGACCUCUGGAGGCCGACUGUGCCGUGUCGUACUUGUCGUCAAAGGAUCCCGAGGGUCGUGCUGUCUUCUGGCACUCGGCCGCACACGUGCUCGGCGAGGCUUGUGAACACCAGUUUGGCUGCAUGCUGUCCCAUGGGCCCCCAACCAAUAUGGGCUUCUUCUACGACAUGGCCAUGCAGGAGGGCGAUGCCGUCAAGGAGACUGACCGCCCAGCCCUCGAGGCUUUAGCGAAGAAGUUCUUUAAGGAGAAGCAGCCAUUCGAGCGAGUCGAGAUUGCCAAAGAGGACCUACGAAAACUAUUCGGCUACUCCAAGUACAAGAUGCACUAUAUUGAGAAAUUCGUCCCUGAUGGCGGCUCCACCACCGUGUACCGCAACGGCUCCCUCGUCGAUCUCUGCACCGGCCCGCACAUCCAGAAUACCAAGCAGAUCUCCGCCUUCAAGAUCAUGGGCAACAGCUCAGCUUACUUCUUGGGUGAUCAGACCAACGACUCCUUGCAGCGUAUCUCUGGCGUUGCCUUUCCCAAGAAUGACCAAAUGAAGGAAUGGCUUACCUACUUGGAGGAGGCCAAGAAGCGCGACCACCAGCUCAUUGGAAAGAACCAGAAACUGUUUUGGUUCAGUCCGCUCUCCCCAGGCUCGCCAUUCUUUCUCCCUCACGGCACUCGCAUCUUCAAUGCCAUCCAGGCAAUGCUUCGAGAACAGUACUGGAUGCGUGGGUACGACGAAGUUCAUUCUCCCCUCAUGUACGAUGUCCAGUUGUGGAAAACCUCGGGCCACUGGGAUCACUACCAGGAGGACAUGUUCCCUGUGCCAUUAAAGCACACUCAUGCUCCAGCGCCGGAUUCCGCAGCAACUUCUGCGCCAGAUGCUGGCAACAACACCGACAAACCGGCCGGCAAAGACGCCGAGCAUGGCGGGCAAGUUGCAAAAUUGGAACAGGAGAGGUUAUUUGCCCUGAAACCAAUGAACUGUCCUGGUCACGCUCUCAUGUUCGCCAGUGAGGAGCGUUCCUAUCGAUCUCUUCCCUGGCGAGUCGCCGACUUCAGCGUUCUGCAUCGCAAUGAAGCCUCUGGCGCGCUUACCGGUCUUACUAGAGUCCGCAAGUUCCAGCAAGAUGACGCGCACAUAUUCUGCACCCUCGACCAAGUCACUGAUGAGCUCCGGGGCCUGUUCAAAUUCAUGACGCACGUGUACACCAUGUUUGGAUUCCCUUUCAAGUUGAAGCUCUCCACUCGUCCAGAUUCCUACAUGGGAAAGCUGUCCGACUGGGAUGCAGCCGAGGAUCGACUUAAGAAGGCUUUGCAGGAAUUCAAGGGCGAUGACUGGGCUAUUAAUCCCGGUGACGGUGCCUUCUACGGACCCAAGAUCGAUGUCACUGUCAAUGAUGCCCUGGGUAGAGAAUUCCAGUGCGCCACUAUCCAGCUUGACUUCCAGCUGCCACAAAACUUCAACCUCCUCUACCGCACCAACGAAUCUACAGCCGAUCGCGUCAGGGGAGAGGGAGAGGAGGAGAGCGGCAUCCCCUCUGGCAUGGCGAGACCCGUCAUGAUCCACCGAGCUGUCAUCGGCUCCUUUGACCGUUUCAUGGGCAUCAUCAUUGAGCAUUUUGCGGGCAAGUGGCCUUUCUGGCUGUCGCCGCGCCAAGUCAUGGUCAUUCCCAUUAUGAAGGAUGCGGAGGACUAUGCCAGGGAGGUGCGGGACCUCUUGCACGACGCGAGGCUCUACGCUGACGUCGAUCUCUCGGGCAACACCCUGCAAAAGAAGAUUCGUGCCGCUCAAUUGGCUCAGUACAACUUUGUUAUGGUUGUGGGUGCCGAGGAAAUUGAGAAGCGAGCGGUGAACAUACGAAACCGGGAUGAUCCCUCAAGUCAGCAAAAAGGCGCCAUGGUUGAUCUCGAUGAUGUUAUCAAGCGCCUUGUAGAGUUGAAGGCCGAGAGACGAUUGGUAAACGCCAUCUGA